AUGACUCAAUGCAUUCCCUCCGAAAACUAUAUACAUUGGAUACACUUCAUCUUUGGGGAUUGUGUAUAUAGCACACAAGAAGCCAUCAGUGUUCUCCUUGGCUAUGCUUCCAUCUUUUGUUGGUUAAAUGCCCAGAUACCCCAAGUAAUUGAAAACUACAAAGUGGGUUCAGCAGAAUCCCUCAGUAUCAAUUUCUUAUCAAUAUGGCUUGCAGGCGAUGCAGCUAAUCUAAUCGGAUGUAUUUUGACUGGUCAGCUGCCAUUUCAGCGCUAUCUUGGAAUCUAUUUCGUAUCAAUCGACAUUUGCCUUCUUUGCCAGUGGAUCUAUUACAACUCCCGCGAUAAACGUAGACGCAACAACAAACAUCGCCUCUCCACAAACAAACAACCACCGCACACAGACCCAUUAUCCAAAGUGUUUCAGCAUCCAUCGGUUCGCACACCUCUUUUGAUUGAAGGUCAACAGCAAGCUCCACUCAAGACGCUGGAUGAUGAGCUGGCACCUUAUUCAGCGUCUUCUUCACCUAGCAAAUGGUACACGCUUAAUAACACCGAUAACAAGACCACCAAAAAGACUGUAUUGAUGGCACUGUUUCUUUUUGGUACUCGAUUACCAGCCGCUUCAUUGGUAUCAGCAUCAUCCCAACAAGAAGAUUGGUACACUGUCGUCGCUGACAACUCUUUGAUUAUUGGUCGUUUCUUUGCAUGGAUUUGUACAGCACUCUAUCUUCUCUCUCGUAUUCCCCAAAUCGUUAAAAACUACCGUCGUCGUUCCAUUGACGGUUUAUCACCCGCUUUAUUCGCCUUUGCUGCCAGUGGCAACUUGACAUACACAUCCAGCAUCCUCCUCAACCCAAACAACACACGUGAAUCGCUCCUGGAAGCAGUACCUUAUUUGAUCGGUAGUGCAGGUACUUUGACAUUUGAUUUCACCAUCUUUUGUCAAUUUUUGUACUACUGGCGUCAAAAACGGAAGCAACAAGAACGUCAUCAUCAACAGGAUCAUCAUGUUGUUGCGUAA
Molecule: messenger RNA, 1020 nt
Organism: Lichtheimia ornata
Lineage: Eukaryota; Fungi; Mucoromycota; Mucoromycetes; Mucorales; Lichtheimiaceae
Exons: 4
Coding region: 1-1020 (339 amino acids)
Source: RefSeq, a predicted model, not a curated record